This is a messenger RNA of Prorocentrum cordatum, 1389 nucleotides long. The record is from the annotation of a GenBank genome assembly. NCBI's taxonomy places the organism in Eukaryota, Dinophyceae, Prorocentrales, Prorocentraceae.
GCUUCGCAGAAUGCAUGGUUUGCACCAUACGAUGCGUUUCGCACCGUGCCAAAAGACCUAGCCGAAGCUACAGUUACAGGGGCCGCGAUGACCAUGGCUGCGUGUUUGACUUGCUCGAUCUUGUUCUUCUGUGAGGCCUCGGCGUUCUUGUCGGCUAAACCAACUACGCAUAUAGUCAUCGACAGCAACCAAGAUUCAGUGUUACGAAUCAAUUUCGACGUGCACAUGUUGGAUUUAUCUUGCGACUUUCUCACCGUAGGCAUCUGGGAUGCGUUUGGAACCGAGCGCAUGAACGUGUCCCGUAACAUUCAGAAGCAGCGCGUUGAUCAUAAAGGCGCAGUUGGGCGUGCAUACACUGAUGAUGAGAUCGUGGAGUUGGAGUUUUCAGACAAGAGUUUUACGAAGGAGGAGCUUUCUGAGCUUGAUUCAGAUUGGGGGUCAUCCAGUGAUAAUUUCAAGCACGACAGCUUUCAAGCCGUCGUUGAUGCUCAUGACUUCACCAUGGUCAACUUCUAUGCAGAUUGGUGCCCUCAUUGCCGACAAUUCGGCCCCAUCUGGGGGAAUUUCGAGUAUCGCGUGAAUGAGCACGUCGAUGAAGCCAAGGAUGCAGAUGGUUCGGUGACCAACGUCAGGGUCCUGAAGAUCAAUUGCGUCGAUUUCGAGGACACCUGCCGGGAGCAGAAGGUACACAGCUUCCCAGACGUGCGGAUGUACAGCCGCGGAUCGAAGACGGGAAAGGAGUAUGUCAGCUACAGAGGACCCCCCGAGGGGCUCGCGGAUUUCAUGAAGCAGCAGGUGGCCCAGCGCCACUUGCACGCGGGCGCCGCGUACCACGAGAUGUUUUCGGAGGGCUGCCGAAUUUCUGGAUACCUGGAGGCCGCUCGUGUGCCAGGGACAGUGCAUUUCCAGGCGUCGCACACGGCGGACAGGACACUGAACCUUGCGUUCACGAACGUCUCCCAUCACGUGCACCACUUCUCGUUUGGGGAGGCCCCGCGGAGAUCGAUACAUGCGCUUCCCAGCGAGUACAAGAGGCACGUCAACCCCCUCGACGGCAGGACGUUUGCUGUGGACAAGUUCCAUAAGGCGCCCAACCACUUCAUCAAAGUGGUGCACACAAGAUUCGUGGAACAUGGCAUCCGCAGCUACCAGCAGACCCAUCAGCAUAGCGUGAGAACGAUUCAGCGCAACGCCAUACCGCAGUCGAAGUUCUCAUACGAUCUGUCGCCUGUCGAAGUGGUCGUCAGCGCGGGAGAGCGGCGGUGGUACGACUUUGUGACACAGGUCUUUGCCAUCAUCGGCGGGGCGUUUUCCGUGAUGUCGAUGGCUACAGGCAUGUUGAAGUUCACGUCCACACAGUUGAAGGGUGCUCUGGGGAAGCUUGGCUAA